CGUGCGUGCGUGCGUGCGUGCGUGAGUGUGCUCUGCUCCAGCUCGCAGCAUCCGCGGCAGCAAUAUGGCGGCGGAUCCGGUUACCGCUCCGAUCAGCUGUUGAUCAUCUGGAUCGAUUCCGUGUGUCCGAUCAUCCGCUGGAAACUACAUGCGUCCGAGCACACCGAUCAUCCGAACCGAGUCAUCAUCCGACUGACAGAAGGCCGAUUAAAGCGCGUUGAUGACGGGAAGCUGAAGCGGCGUAAUCAUGGAUGUGUUCGGCUUUCUCAAUCUAAACGAACUCGCUCUGGGACUGUCAAACCUCUCCAUGUUCCCCUGCUUCGACAUGGCGCAUUAUAUCAUAUCUGUGAUGAGUCUGAGAGAGCAGCCAGGAGCGCUGGAGGUUUCUCAGCGCAGUCCGUUCGCCUGUUGGUUCAGUUCGAUGCUGUAUUGUUUCGGUGGAGCUGUUCUCUCAGCGCUGAUGAUGGCAGACGCACCGGUCGCUUCACACACACACACACACACACACACACACACUCAAACUCACACUCACAGACAGUAUCUGGUGUUUUAUUGUCCUCUGGAUGCCGUGUACUCGCUGGCGUCCGUGUUGCCCGUGCGUCUGGUCUUGACGGCGAUGAAGGAAGUGACCCGUACCUGGAAGGUUCUGGGCGGAGUCACACAAGCAGGAAGGAAGUACAAAGACGGUCUGUUUGUGAUGAUCGCGGUGGGCUGGGCUAAAGGAGCCGGUGGAGGACUCUUGAGCAACUUUGAGCAGCUGGUUCGAGGCGUCUGGAAACCAGAAACCAACGAACUCCUGAAGAUGUCAUACCCGACCAAGGUGACGCUGCUGGGAUCCGUUGUGUUCUCUCUCCAUCAGUGCCGCUUUCUCCCGAUUCAGACGCAUCAGCUGAUCUUCAUCUACACGCUCUUCAUCGUCACCAACAAGACGCGGAUGAUGUUGUUGGGCUCGUCAUCGUAUCCGUUUUCAGCGGUGGAGACUCUGCUCUACAAGACUCUGUUUGUUCGACCUUUGACCUUUUCACCUCUGACCGACCCGACCCAGAGCUGCUGCACUUCCCCGAACCACAACAAACCCAACGCACAAGACCAGAAACCCAGCGACACCAACGACCCGGACCAAACCAGCCCCAAAGAUGCAGAAACCACCAAAAAGACCGACUGAGUCCUGAUGGAGAACUGUAGCGUUUCCGGCUGAUGAUGUUUUUAAAUGCACAGAUGCUCUUUUUAUCUGAAUAUCUUGAUUCGUACAUAUUUGCUAUUCUGAGCUGAUUCACAGAAGAUUCUGUUCUUUUCUAUCCUGUGAUGGUGAGGAUAAUAUAUUUUAAUAUUAUUUAUAAUGCAUUUGUGAAUGCAAUCACAGAAAGUAGAAUGCCGAAACCUGUUUUACUGUAAGAUGUUUUGAUGCUGAAAUGAUUGAAUAUAAUUCACUCGCUCUGA
Messenger RNA from Sinocyclocheilus anshuiensis, 1440 nucleotides. RefSeq names its product transmembrane protein 38B (gene tmem38b). Gene Ontology annotation, molecular function: potassium channel activity; identical protein binding. Lineage: Eukaryota; Metazoa; Chordata; Actinopteri; Cypriniformes; Cyprinidae. The record is from RefSeq and is a predicted model, not a curated record. Gene Ontology annotation, cellular component: membrane. Bases 248 to 1165 code for a protein of 305 amino acids. The transcript is spliced from 6 exons. Gene Ontology annotation, biological process: potassium ion transmembrane transport.